Molecule: messenger RNA, 4660 nt
Organism: Cyclopterus lumpus (lumpfish)
Lineage: Eukaryota; Metazoa; Chordata; Actinopteri; Perciformes; Cyclopteridae
Gene: gemin5
Product: gem (nuclear organelle) associated protein 5
Exons: 28
Coding region: 146-4582 (1478 amino acids)
Molecular function (GO): protein binding
Source: RefSeq, a predicted model, not a curated record
ACUUGCAGGAUUUACGACACCACGCUGGCCGUACGGCCGUUAAUGUAGUGGCUACGACAGUGCAGCUAGCAUGUGAGAAGUUUGAUUUCGCUUUUUAUCAGACUUUGUUCGAGAAUUCGUAAACUUUUAAGCGACCAGCGGCAUCAUGCACGAAAGGUCGCUCCCCGCCUCCCCCAACUGGUACUGCUCCCGUUGCAGUGACGUCAACGGCAGUGGUUUGUUGGGCGUCGGAGCCAAAAACAUCAUCUUCUUGAUUGAUGUAUCUGCAUCCUCCUGCAGGGUUACAGGUGAGCUCGUCGGCCAUAGAGACUUGGUGUCGGGCUUUUCUUUCUGUCAGCAUGCGGGGCAGAGUCACAUCUGCGUCAGCUCCUCCAACGACGGGACCGUUCGCUUCUGGGACUCAGACAGCAAGGUUUUAAUACGUGAGCAGGCAGCCCACCAGAACUCUGUCGCAGCGGUGCACUGGUCUCCAGUGGACAAAAACCUGGUGGUGUCGGGGGACGAGAAGGGCAUUGUGGUCUGUCACUGGUACCACACAGGAGACACCGCCAGCUUCUUCCCAGAGCCCAGGACCAUCUUCUGCAUCUCCUGCUCCCCUCACACCUGGAGCUCUGUGGCUGUGGGGUACAAAGAUGGGAUGAUCGUGCUGAUUGACGUGAGCAAGAAAGGCGAGGUGACGCACCGUCUCCGUGGACACGACGACGAGAUCCACUCGCUGGCGUGGUCGCCGUUGGUCAGCGAGGACGCCCUUUGCAGCAGACUUGAGGACAUAGAAGCAACCAGUGGAGUGUCUGCAGGAGACGAGAAGGGCUGCUAUCUCGCGUCCGGGAGCAAAGACCAGACGUUGAGGAUCUGGAGCUCAGCGAAGGGAAAAAGUGUGAUGACUCUGAAGCUGCCGUACCUGAAGAAAAGAGGCUCUGCCGUCGACCCCGGUGUCAAAGAGAGACUCUGGCUCCACGUCCACUGGCCGAAGGGACGACCAACACAACUUGUGUCCAGCUGCUUUGGUGGUGAGUUGGUGAUGUGGGACUUGACCCGGACGGGGAAGCAGAGGUGGACUCUGUUUGGGACGUCCUCAGAGGGACAGAACCACAGCAGGAUCAUCUUCAACAUGAGCUCAGUCCGCCUGCAGGACGACCGCGAGCUGCUCAUCAGCACCUCCAUGGACCGAGAGAUUAAAUGCUGGGACCUGGCCUCUCUGGACUGCUGCUGGACCCUGCCCACCCUGGGCGGCUUCGUCUACGCACUGAGCUUCUCCCCCGUGGGUACAGGGUGCCUGGCGCUGGGCGUCGGUGACAGCAUGAUCCGGGUGUGGAACACACUGACCACCCAAAACCAGUACGACACCAGGUCCUUCUGGCAGGGCAUCAAGUCCAAGGUCACAGCGCUGGCGUGGCACCCAAAGAAAGAAGGAUCCUUGUCUUUUGGAACAGACGACGGUAAAGUCGGUAUCUACGAAGUCUUUUCAAACAGGCCUCCUCAGAUAUCGAGCUCCUAUCACAAAAAGACGGUGUACACACUGGCCUGGGGACCCCCGGUCCCCCCGAUGUCGUUUGGUGCCGCAGGAGGAAAGCCGUUCCACAGCCUGUACAGCUGCGCCGGCGAAGGCAUCAUCCUGCAGCACGACCCGUCCAAGCUGAACGGAGAGGCCUCGGACAUCGACAAGCUGAUCCGGGACACCAACAACAUCAAGCACAAGCUGUCUCCGCACACCGACCUCAGCUGGAAGCCAGACGGGAAAGUGGUCGCCAUCGGCAACGAGGACGGGUGCGUUGAAGUGUACGAGGCCCCCAGUCUGCGGCUGCUGUGCAGCAUCCAGCAGCACCACAAGAUCAUCAACGCGUUGCGGUGGCACCCCGACCUCGACUCCCCGCCAGAGCUGCGCUGCCUCCUGGCGUCGGGCUCCAGCAACGCCACCGUCUACGUGCACGACCUCCGCUCCGUCAUCGAGAACCCCCCAGAAGUCCCCGCGGUGUUGACGGAGCCGUACCGCAGGCUGUGCGGUCACACAUCUAAAAUCACCGGCAUGGCCUGGAGUCCACACCACGAAGCCCGGCUGGUCACCGUCUCAUACGAUGGCACGGCCCAGGUGUGGGACGUGCUGCAGGAGGCGGCCGUCUCCAACUACCGGGGCCAUGUUGGUUAUCUGCUGUGCGUGGACUGGUCGCCCGUCGACCCGGAUGUGAUCUGGACCGGCGGGAAGGACUUCACCCUGCAGGAGUGGAGAGUCUCCAAACAAGAGUUUACAAAGCCACCUAAAGGGAAAAAGAUGGUCGACCUGAAGGAGAAGAUGAAGACCAAUUCCAAGCAGAAGAAGAAGAACAAGAAGGCGCCGGGGGGCGGAGGAGCGGCGGCGCCAGCGGCGAACGGCGAGCAUGUCGCGGGUGGAGGGAAGGCGUUGACGGGGCAGGAGCUGUCGGGUGAAGAUGAGGAGGAUGAGGUCCGCUCAACGAACAGCCCUGUGCCUCCGUCGGGUGAGAGAGGAGCUGUUACAGCCACUUUUGAGUUGCAAAGAAAAUCUUUCACUGCCAUGAAAAGCAAAGACAAACCAGACCUAAACCUGCUGAAGAAGAAGAAGCCUCGCUCCAUGCUGCCCAUCAGCACCUCCAUGGACCAUCGGCCCAAAGAGGAUCUGCUGCAGGACUGCGUCACGCUGGCCUCCGUCAGACAUGACACCGCUCCUCCUGCAAGGUGCGUCCCAGGCCAAGGAGAGCAUAUCCACCUGGGCCUCUUCUCUGACAGACAGGCUCUGUAUCGCAUGUUUGAGGCAGAAGAGGAGGGUCACGUGGAGGCGGGCCACUACGACUCGGUCGUGUACCUGCGGCUGUGGAGCGGAGACCUGGAGGGGGCGCUGCAGCUCGCCGUGGAGAAAGGGGAGCUCAGUGACCACCUGCUCUCCAUCGCCCCCAUGGCCGGGUUCGAGGUGUGGAGCCGCACGGUGGAGGCCUUCGUCAAGCAGCUGUGUCUGCAGGAGCAGUACCUGAAGGCAGCGUCCCACCUGCUGUCGCUCAACAAGCUGUACGAGGCCGUCGGCCUGCUGCGCUCUCACAAGCUCUACAGGGAGGCCAUAGCUCUGGUCAAAGCCAGGCUGCCAGCCGACGAGCCCGUCCUGAAGGAGCUGUACACCAGCUGGGCCGCCACGCUGGAGAAGGACGGCCAUUUCUCUGCGGCCGCUAAAUGUUACCUGGCUGCUGGGGCCAGCUUCGACGCCGCGAAGGUCAUCGCCAGGAAGAAUGACGUCCCCUCGCUGAGGACAGCGGCCAGUCUCGCGAGGAUCUCGGGAGAGGACGCUCUGGCUCGGUCGCUGGCGCUGAGGUGCGCUAAGGACCUGGUCGCCGCUGAGGACUGGAUCACAGCCCAGGAUGUCCUGAGCUCACAGGAGAGCCUGCUGGUUCACAGGCUGCAUUUCUGCGUCGCUGAGCUGAUGACUGCGAUGCCGGCGGCCUCUCGAGCCGCACCUCAGCUCUGCGCCUCCGGUGCCCCGUGGGCGUCGCCCGGCGAGCAUCGCGUCAGCCUCCAGGACCGAGUGAGAGACGCGUGGGAGGCGCGGUUUGGCGUUUCCCAAAGUUCCGCGGGACACCGCAGCGCCGGCGCCCUUCUGCAGGAGCUGAAGUCCGCCGAGAGUCCAACACCCACCGCCAACAUUCCUCUCGGACAGGUUCAGCUUUAUUCGUCCCUACAUCUGACCCGGGCCGUGCUAAGCUGGUUAUUGGGCGAUGACGGUCAGCUGAUAAAGGAGCUGUGGCAGGCGGUGGCCUGGCUCAGAGACGCCGGACACUUCCGCGUCUCCGCAGAGCUCUGCAGGCGGCUGUUCCCAGACGGUGACGUCAGUGUUUGUUCCAGGAAACACUCCAAAGUGCUUCAUCACGCAGAAGAGGAACCUCAAGCCGCUGCUAAGAGUCUGCAGGCGUUCGUCCAUUACCACCGUCUGUACGAACACUGGUGGAGCAACUCCAUCCAGAUCCAGAGCGGCGUCCCCCUCCCAGCAGCCGGCCCCGGAGACGAGGCGCAGGGUGAAGCGUUGAACGGAGACGCGUCCGUAGAGGGCGUCAGCCCGGCGAGUUGUGAGAAGCUGGACUUUGACGCUUCCGCCCUUCUGUCUGAGCGCCACGCCGCCUGUCAGGCCGCUCAGAGGUCGGUGGGCGAGAUCCAGGAGCGGCUGGCAGCCAUGGUGCUGAAGCACAGCCGAGCCCAGGGAGGGCAGCUCGACCCCGGAGAGAACGAGGCGGAUGCGCAGAGCUCCGCCUCCGGAGAGAACAAGGCGGACGCGCAGAGCUCCGCCUCCGGAGAGCCCUUGGACAGCCAGGGGUCCGCUGAUGCCGGGCAACGCCCCGAGGACCCGGAGACGCUGCUCUCUCUGUCCGCCAAGAUGUCAGAACACCAGAAGCGGCUGAUGGACCUACCCGACACGAUCAAGAUGUACCCUCACCCGGACGUUGUGGAGUGCUGCCUGGUUCUGCUGCACCUCAGGAGGUCUUCUCCGUCCGUGUUGGAGACGCUCCGACAGAAGGCCAAAGAUCUGCUCCGCCAAUACGGAACGGAUGCCUCGGCCUUCAAAGCCUCCCAGCAGUUCCUCCCCUGAGUCCGGCGGCGGCGGACUGAGAGAAGCACUUCCACUGUACAGCUUUUUGUUGAAUGAAUAAAUGUUUAAAUACGAGAA